CCGCAGUCAUUUGCCGAAGCUUGUUUAAACUCGAGGGUCGCAGUUAGCUGCUCAUUACCCAGUGGCCGAAUCGAUUCGUCUUGGGCCUCGUGCGCGUUUUCGUGUCGAGCUACACGGCGAUGGCAAAUCGUUACUUUAAAUUUGCGUUUCUGCUCCCUCGUUUCGUUUAUUUUUUCAUUCUUUCGUGGCCAAGUCAAAGACCUCGGUGCGGGGGAGGCGAAAAGAUAGUCAUAUUGGGCCCAAACACCUCUGCGGUCACUCGGGACCCUUGUUAUCCGGUUGGCGGUGUUAUUGAAACCCGGUGGCAGAUUGAGACAUGCUGGUGCAGCGGCCGAGAUGACCUCAGGUUUUGCAAGUCCGGAGCCGCCAAAAUGAUCCGGUCGAAAAAGCUGACAUCAGGCCUCCUGGCGGGCUCGCUCGUCUUUGUUUCGCUCUACGCCCUCAACACCUUCCUCAGCCCGACGGUGUCGGGCUCGGUACAUGUGUCAGCAGGCAACACAGGGCGCAACCUAGAGUACGUUCGUGAGGUGCUAGCGUCGUCAGAAGCGCCGGCGUCGACGGCCGCGGCUGUGCCGGAGGUUUCGCUGCAACAGCUGCUGGGCUGCGUGGAUGGUGUGGCGACGGCGCGCUAUGGCCAGCGAGGCGAAUUCUGGGUGCUCUACAACUACGUGCGGGCCGAGCGGCAGCCAGGUUGCGCCGACUCGGUCACCUACACGACUCACGGCGACCACACCUUCCUCGACAACCUGGUGCCGCUGCUCAAGCGCUGGCAGGGGCCGGUCGCUAUGUCCGUGUUUGCGCCCGGCGCCGACUGGACGCCAGCGCUCGCCGCCAUCCAGCAUGUGCGUCACUGCGGUCCUAGUGCCCACCUCGUCCGGCAACACGUCACAUUCCAUUUCUACUUCCCCGCCAAACACGUUCCCAAAACGGUGCCGCGACCAGCCGUUGACGGCUUCUCGCAUCUUCCAAAGGCCAACUGCUCGUUGAGCCUGGAGCAGGCCGCCGGGCUGGGCCAGGUGAGCUACAAGAGCACCCACAAGAUCCUGUACCCGGUGAACGUGGGCCGCAACGUGGCGCGCGAGGAAGCGCUCACGCACUUUGUGCUCGCCUCCGACGUUGAGCUGUACCCCAAUCCUGGCGUCAUCCCCGACUUCCUGGGCAUGGUGCACGGCCACCUCUUGCAGCAGCAAAAAGCUAACGUGACCAAAAAACCGUCGCCGCCCAAGGUCUAUCCGCUCAGCAUCUUCGAGGUCAAGGAGAACAGCUCGAUGCCACAAAAUAAAACGCAGCUCGCCGCAAUGCUUGCCAGCAAGGACGCCGUGCCCUUUCACAAACACGUGUGCCCGAAUUGUCACAACGUGCCUAAGGCAGCCGAAUGGAUGGCGUUGAAGCAGUCUGAGGGGCUGCACGUCUUCCACGUGGGUCAACGUACUGGUCGCUUCUUGCAUUGGGAGCCCAUUUACAUUGGAACGAAGCAAGAGCCGCCUUACGACGAGAGGCUCUCCUGGGAAGGCAUGAGCGACAAAAUGACCCAGGGCUAUGCGAUGUGCGUGCUAAACUACGAGUUCCACAUUUUGGACAAUGCGUUCCUGGUGCACAGGCCGGGCAUCAAGUACUACCACAAGGACAAGGAGCGGAGCGUGUUCGUGAAGCGGACGCAGGUGCUGAUCAAGCAGCAGAUCCUGCCCGAGCUCAAGCUGCUCUACGGCACCCGAAAGGGAUGCACCGUGUGAUCUGGCCGGGGGUUGAGGGUGCUAAGAGGGACCAGAGUGCGCGGUGCCGCCGCGACCUUCGCCAAUUUUGACUCGUUUGAUCUGGUCUCUCUGACCGCAUUCGUUUUGGGCGCGUGGAUCGUCCGAGUCAAUAGGAGGCCGGAUCUUUGUCGCGGCACCGCAUCCCCGCCGAGUCAACGCAAGAAAUAAAACACUCACUGACAAUGAAUGAUUCGCUGUGCCUUACACGAUUUUUGCCUAUAUCGCAGUAGUGAUCUAAUUUAUUCCGCUUGCCUCGCUCACGCAGGCUGCAAAAUGAGAAAAACAAAUCAACUUUUCAGGAGGCUUCAAGAGUUUAAAGACUAUUUUCUGAGUGCAUUUUUCAUUCGCCCAAGCACCACAGUUGCGGUGUCUAGAAUUAAAAUCGAUGACAUAUCUGUCCAAGGUGAGGCCUUGAGAAAAAUCGAGUGGAUGCCUUGCAGCACUGAAACACAUAUUUUUUAAGAACAGGAUUUGCGAAGUGCAUUUUUGCAGUAUUUUUAUAUUUCUUGAAGUGAUGGGAGAUAGGAAUUUUUACUAAGUUGUAUUUAAGUUAUUACUGCUGUUUGAACGAAUUGUUUCGUGCCUGAAUUUUGAGAGCUAUUCCUUUAAAAUAUGAUGUUAACUAUUCCAAGACAGGUCCAACUGUCCUGUAACUGAUAUUAGCAAAUUUUCUCUUCAACGACCCUCUUUAUGUUGCGUUAAUGCAAGUCAUUAAUAAAAAUCCGUUUCUAUAAUUAA
Molecule: messenger RNA, 2492 nt
Organism: Cloeon dipterum
Lineage: Eukaryota; Metazoa; Arthropoda; Insecta; Ephemeroptera; Baetidae
Product: beta-1,4-glucuronyltransferase 1-like
Exons: 7
Coding region: 120-1733 (537 amino acids)
Source: RefSeq, a predicted model, not a curated record